CUUCCCCAACCCCGAAAAAAACCCUCCCAAAGUGUGUGAUUGACGAUUUCCUGGAGGAGGACCUUCUCAUUUGAAAUCAGCGCGGCUUGGAAUCGUACCAGUUUCUGAGUCAUGGAUUAAAGUCGCAUCUCCAAAGCGCUGCUCCUCCACCGCGACCACGCACAAACACACACCUGAGCCACACGAGGGUCUGAGGAUCUGCACUGCGCUUCAGGCAUGAUUCAGAGGAAAGAGGUGGUGCUGUCCGUCCUGGAGGAGCUCCAGGAGGCCACCGAGUCUGUGGGCUUGGAUGCGCUGAUAAAAGUGGCGCUCGAGGUGGAGCAAGUCCUCGCUCCUUUUCGUCUCCCGACAGCGUUGUGCUCGGAGAUCUCCUCUUGGAUGGGCAUCGAUGCCGUAGCUCACAGGCUUUACCCGGCGGACGCCCCGGCUGGCCUUCUCCCCCUGGUUUGCAAAGGAGGGGGGAACCUGCUGUUUGAUGCUGCCAGUAUGCUACUGGUGGGCUCCACGAGCCUGAGCUUGGAGCUGCAGGUCCGGACGGUGGUGGAGAUGCUUCUGUGGAAGCAGUACUACCUGUGUGGCAUGAUUGACUCCAAAGUCAUGCUUCAGGCCUCCAGGUUCUCGCUCUGCACCGAAGAAUCACAGGACAUGCUCAAACUGCCAAUGCAGGUCCUGGAGGCCAUCUUCGACGCUGACAUCAAAGCUUCUUGCUUUCCGAACUCUUAUGCCAACAUGUGGCACGUCUAUGCUCUGGCUUCCGUCCUCCAGUGUAGCAUCUACUCCGUUUACCCCAUGUAUAACCUCAAGAUUAGGCCCUAUUUUAAUCGCCUGAUCCGUCCCAGAAAAUGGCCCAAAGACACUGAUCCCAUCACUCUCCACAUCAUGUGGUCCGGUGAUCUUGAGGCCGGGUCCGUUUUCAAACCACGAAACUUCGUGGCCUUAAUUCAUGCUGGUGAACUCAAAAUCGGAAGCCCAGGAAGUGAGCAGCGAUUGUCUUCGGUUAAGACCACGGAUCUGCCAAAGGAGGAUUCGCAGCUUUCCUACUCCACGCUAAAAGACAAGUUCAACAUCACAAAGAGCACCUUUUACCGCUGGAGGAGGCAAAGCAUGGAGUAUCAUAAGAAAUCCGUUGCCAGAUAUGAAGCCAAACACUUUUUCCAGGCAUGUUACAAAGAAGGCAAGCUCAUACCCCAAAACCAGUUCAGAGCAUUCUUUCCAGAAAUCUCCAGAUCCACCUAUUACGCCUGGAAGCACGAGCUCAUGGUUACUGGAAGUAUCGGUUCUGGAAGUUCUACCGGAGAGGUCAGUCCUAGAGAUGGCACAGAGCAGGACUACUGGUCCUCUCCGGAGAGCACAAAGCAGCCCUCCCAAGAGAGUUUCGCCAGCAUGAUGGCGGUCAAGUCGGAGAAACUGGAAGGAGAACGAUUCCAGAGUGCUGCUUUGAUGCAAGAAGCAAAGAAGAGCCUCCAAAACUGCAUCACCACCAACAUGUCGUUUCCCUACCGCAUUUUCAAGCGAAGGUUCCCAGGAAUCUCGAGAUCGACUUAUUACAACUGGAGGAGGGAAGCAUUGCUCUUUACACCGUUCAAAGAUCUAUCAGGAAGUGGGGAGGAAAGCUCAGAUCCGGAGAAAAUCCAGAAUCCCAGAAAGAAGCUGUUACCCCCUGGUAUGCUCUCGAGUCACAGGGGUGUCCAGAGGGUCCGUCUCUCCGGGUGCAGUCAAAAGGGUCUCCGGCUGAUCUACCUGCAAAGGAAGAAACUCCGACAGAACGCCAAAGAACGUGUUCAGAAGUUCAAGAUGUCGCUGUUCAAAUUCAAGCUCCGGUUCCCGUCCAUAUCGUCGUAUUAUUACUGGCUUUGGAGGUGUAAGAAAUCCGAGAAGGAGCCUGUUCUGAGUUUUGAAGCCGAUAACACGGAAAGGCGUCUUGAAGCCGGGGAUGAUCUUCCCAAGCGAAAGGAAAACGAGGAACAGUUUAAUUUCGACGGAAACGCAGAGUACUUGAGCAAUCGUAUGAUCGAUACCAACCCUGAGAUCUCCCCCUCGCGCUACCCUCUGUCGGAAAAGACCAAUAGCAACGAGCAGAUGUUUGUGAUGGACGUCGUGGCGUUGGCGAACUUCAAGGCCAAGGCCAAGCUAUUUCUCCAGCAGCGCUUCGAGGAGAAAUCCUUCCCCACAUUUAAAGAGUUCAGGUCUUACUUUCCUCUCAUGCCACGCUCCACUUAUUACAUGUGGAAGAGGGCUUUGCAUCACGGAGUUCCGCUAGUCCACGGAUAAAUUCCCAAAUUCACAUUGUUUUCUUCUCAUCACACGAGUCUGGCAACCAAGACGUUUCUGCUCCACCACGGUGUAAUUGCAGUUCAUGCAUCUUAAUUGUAUUGCUUCCCCCCCCUUUUCUCCAAGUUCCCCCACUUGACUUGACCACUUGGUUGCCGCUGAAGGACAUUUGCAUGUGUGUGAAAUCAGACAGUGUGUUUAACACACCACUCAGCUCCUGAUGGCCCUCAGGCAAAAGGCAGUUCAAAGCCACAAGAUCUCAGGAUUUCAAUUGACUCUCUUUUGUUUUGACUUUAACCUUCACUUUAAAUUUUAAAUCGACUCUCGUUCCAUCGUCUUUCCGUUUCACGUCGCUUUCAUUUGAGUUGAAACGUUUCGAAUUCUUUUUUUGUUUAGUUUUUUUAUGUGAUGUAUAUCUUUUUAUUCGAUCAAAAACAAAUAUAUGACUUGUAAAGUUAGUUGUUAUAUUUAGUUGAAUCCAUUAAUGGUUGUUUUUUUGUUUUUCUUUAGUUUUUUUUUCCUCCACAUAUAUAUUUUUGUAUUGUGAACGCUUUCACUUCGGAUACAAGGUUACGAGAUCCGGUUACGGUAGUUGAAUCUGGGUUCGGGUUUUUUUUUUUUUUUUUUUGCACGUUUGUUCACUUUUUUGUAAAAGUAGCUGCUGCUCCUAAGUUUUCUGGACAAAAUCUCUUAUUAAACACUUAAAAACGGGACGUGUGAUGAUCUGUAUAGUUGUUUUUUUUGCUUUUGUUCAACUACCUAUUUUGUGUAGAAACUCGGGAUGUUGUUGUCGAAGGGGUCGACGUGACGCUUGUGACGUUUAUUUAAAAAUCAGACGUGCCGCUGAGGAUUUUUAUUUUUUCCGUUGAUCUUGAAUUCCUGUUGACAGUGUGAUUGGAUUAUACAGGAAAUAAAUCAUCUGUUUCACCCA
Silurus meridionalis is the source of this 3202-nucleotide messenger RNA. It is a transcript of the gene vrtn, whose product is annotated as vertebrae development associated. The transcript has 2 exons. The record is from RefSeq and is a predicted model, not a curated record. Bases 217 to 2271 code for a protein of 684 amino acids. Gene Ontology annotation, cellular component: chromatin. Gene Ontology annotation, biological process: regulation of transcription by RNA polymerase II. NCBI's taxonomy places the organism in Eukaryota, Metazoa, Chordata, Actinopteri, Siluriformes, Siluridae.